AUGGCAAUCAGGUGCCUAAGGCAUCUGCUUCUCUUGGCGCUUUGGCGGCCGGGUGCGGCGCAAGGCACAAAAGCAAGCUUGGGGAUUGGAGUGGGAAGCAGAUUGGACUCAGUGUUUGAUUCCGCCGAUGCCGACCAGGAUGGCGUGCUAUCUCAAGGGGAGAUGGCAGUCUUCAACCAGCAAGGUGAAGCACUGGUCGGCAACUUCGCACUCGUGAAGCCCUUUGAGGUGACUUUGUUCUCAGAGGCAGACUGCAUGGGUCAAAACCGCACUGUGGAUGGCUCCAGCAACGAAACACGCUGCUCCAAGUGCUUCGAUGCUUGCGGCCAUGACUUCGAAGGAGGUGGAGCCAUGGCAGUGAUGAGCAGCAGUUCCACGACCGGCGUCGAGUCCAAGGUGCGCUCGCUGCGCGUCAGUUCCGGUGCGCCGCAGGUCGUGGUAGAUCUCUGCCGUGGCAGCUACAACUACGGCGUGGCUGGCAUGGAGGCCACAAGCGUCCGCUCGUCCAGUGCCGGAUGCAUGAACUUUCCAGGCUCCGGCCCAGCCCACGUGGCAGCACUGCCACAGGAGGUGGCCGAGCUUGUGGCGAUGGUCUUCCUCAAGGCAGACACGGCCCCGUUCGACGAUCGGCUGACAGCGUCGGAGGCCACUGUGGCAGGGCUGGCGCCUCUGGUGCAGGCGGCGGAUGCGGACAAAGAUGGAUCGUUGAGUACGGAAGAGUAUGCCACCCUCCUUGUGCACGACGUGGUGCGCCGCUCACGUAAGGACGCCUCCUUCAUGUCAGCAGCUGCCAUGGAAGCGGCUGCUGAAACCUUGGCCAUUGCAGAACUGGCAGCCAGUGGCCAAGACCCUGCUGCCGCGACGGAGCAGGCAGAUGCUCAGCUCUUCUUCGGAGCGGAGUACUCCGAAGAGAAGGAGGACCCUGCCCAGGGAAUUCCUACCACAACACCGGAGCCGCAACGAGAUGCGAAUGGCAACAUCAUUCUGGCCGGAGGUCCCAGUGGAGAGGACUUCGGAGAUGUGAAGGAUCCCUCACCGGUGGACGGUCUCUAUGAUCCUCAAACUGGAGAAGUCAUGAUGUGCGUGAACGGCAAAGAGUUUCAUGCUGGGCUUUGCUACGAUUACUGCAAUUUCGACUACACGCUGGCGAUCUUGAGCCUCUGCUGGAAGGAGGAGUGCCCAUCAGGCUGGUUUGAGAUCGCUGGUGGGUUCUGCAAGAGAAGCGGGUGGAAUCUUGAUACGAAGCUGAUGGAAAGUUAUGACCGUGGUCUGGGCGAGUUGCCAUCGACCUGUACUUUGGGAGACUCCUUUGGUCCAGGGAGAAUCGUUGACGAUGGAAUCCGUGACUUCACCGUCAUAUUUGUCUCGGACACCCAGCUGCCCUGGUGUGGUGACAAGCCUAGGGGGAACAUGGGCUGCGCCAUGGAAGAGAACUUUCGGAUUGUACAAGGGAUCCACGAAGUUCGGGAGCUGAAGUGGGUCGUGGGCGAGGAUUUCAACGCAUCCGACGAACAGGUUCAGGAACCCCUUGGGGUACACAUCACCGGCGAUCUCACGGCCUUUGCGCAUCCCUACCAGUUCCAUGCCUAUCGGAAGAUUUGGGAAACGCGGCCGGGAGAGGAUCCGGACAAGAACCUGAAGUUGCCUAUGUGGCCAGGCCUUGGCAACCACGACUAUGCCAACAAUCUUGGCGACUGCCUGUAUAUCGAGGAGGAGCCCACUUGGUCCGGCUACUGGCGUGCCUCCUGCGCUCAGCGCAUGAUUGCGUACAUCCGCUCUGCCGUGGGCGGGUGUGAUGGCCGGACUGUGGUGAACAAUUUCGGAGGUGCGCCAAGGAGAGCUCGAGCCAAACGAAGUCGGGCGGUGCGCCGCACGCGACUUGCCAAAGCUGCCCACCUGCUCCCGGCUCGCCGGGAUACUGCUCUACUGCGAGAACACCACGGACAUCGCCCUCAGAUGAGUGGUCAAGACAAAUGGACCAAAGAACAGUGGAGACAGUACGGCCAGUACGGAGGCAGAGGAAAAGGUGGAUAUGGAGGUGGCUAUUGGCGUGGGGCCUAUGCUGCCAGAUCGCCGAAGAGCGAACGUGCAGUCUUUCCUGCAUACGACCACAAAAAGCCUGGCGGAUAUGGCCGGUCGGAAGCCGACGAGGAUGUGGCUCCUCCUCUCACUUACGCCAAUAUGCUUCAGCAGCGUCUGAAUGCUACGAGGAAGGCCGAACAGAAGGUGCAGAAUGUCGAGCAGUCCAUUGUCGACCGCAAAAAACAAUGGGCCGAAUGGGAAGCAGACAUGAAGAAGUCCUUCACUACCGAGUACAACCGCUUCCAGAACGAGUUGAAGCGUUUGGACGGUGUGAAGCGUCAAGCCCUGGAUGUUCAAGAACAGGCACGUGCCGAGCUGGUGGCGGUAGCGCAUGGCUAUCAGCGACAGCCUCAGACGGAUGUUGGCGAGCGGCGAUGGGAGGAGGCUUUGACCAGCUGGAGAUCCGAAGGCCCCGACAUGGAUUCAGAGGCCCUACUCAAGCGUGCCCUUGCAGCACAGCGAGGUCCCUCGGACACCAUGAGUGGUCAAGCCUGUCGCCCGCCGGAUGUACCCAUGGAGCCGGCGACAGGUCGGCACCCGAUGGAUGCCAAGGAUUGGUUCGGCGAUGGUCAUAUGGGGGGCCCGCACGCGCCUAUGGGCUUGAUGUCCUACGGUGCUGGACCUCCCCCGGGACUACAUCCACCUCCAGCCCAUACGGAGGCGAACCUACUACGCGACCCUUACAUGUGCUCUCCGAGCACUUCGGCAGGCCCCACAGCGUUCUCGCCUAUGCAGUCACCGGGGUCCAAGGCACGUCGCGAUCUUGCGGCUCAGCAUCGAAGCAGCCCUUAUGCGACGCGGGACAAGGACGAGAUUGCUCUGGAAGCUCGCUUGGAGGAGAAGAGAGCUGCUGCGAUGAAAGCAGCUCAGGUGGCCGCGGAACAGGCGGCUCUGGCAGUUGCAGAGACCUCGACUCCAGCAGGGAUUGGUGCCGCGAUGCGCCCCUUUGGGCUUCCUGCCCGGCCUCCGGAGAACCCUACAGGGCAGCUCUUGACAGGGCAGAAGGUAUCGGUAUUCGAGGAGGACGACGACGACGAGCUCACCGAUCCUCCGGAGCCUUACGGGUGA
Molecule: messenger RNA, 3150 nt
Organism: Symbiodinium sp. CCMP2592
Lineage: Eukaryota; Dinophyceae; Suessiales; Symbiodiniaceae
Source: the annotation of a GenBank genome assembly